UCUGCUACUCCUACCACCGCCACGAGCGCGCCUACUUCUACCACAGACUCUGCUACUCCUACCACCACCACGAGCACGCCUACUUCUACCACAGACUCUGCUACCUCUACCACCACCACGAGUGCACCUACUUCUACCACAGACACUGGUACUCCUAGCACUGAAACGAGUACACCUACUUCUACCACAGACUCUGCUACUCCUACCACCACCACGAGCGCGCCUACUUCUACCACAGACACUGCUAAUCCUACCACCGAAACGAGUACACCUACUUCUACCACAGACUAUGCUACUCCUACCACCACCACGAGCGCGCCUACUUCUACCACAGACACUGCUACUACUACCACUGAAACGAAUACACCUACUUCUACCACAGACUCUGCUACUCCUACCACCACCACGAGCGCGCCUACUUCUACCACAGACACUGCUAAUCCUACCACCGAAACGAGUACACCUACUUCUACCACAGACUAUGCUACUCCUACCACCACCACGAGCGCGCCUACUUCUACCACAGACACUGCUACUACUACCACCGAAACGAGUACACCUACUUCUACCACAGACUCUGCUACUCCUACCACCACCACGAGCGUGCCUACUUCUACCACAGACACUGGUACUACUACCACUGAAACGAGUACGCCGACUUCUACCACAGACUCUCCUACUCAUACCAGCACCACGAGCGCACCUACUCCUACCACAGACACUGCUACUACUACCACCGAAAUGAGUACGCCUACUUCUACCACAGACUCUGCUACUCCUACCACCACCACGGGCGCGCCUACUUCUACCACAGACUCUGCUACUCCUACCACCACCACGGGCGCGCCUACUUCUACCACAGACACUGCUACUCCUACCACCGAAACGAGUACACCUACUUCUACCACAGACUCUGCUACUCCUACCACCACCACGGGCGCGCCUACUUCUACCACAGACUCUGCUACUCCUACCACCACCACGAGCGCGCCUACUUCUACCACAGACCCUGCUAAUGCUACCACCGAAACGAGUACACCUACUUCUCCCGCAGACCCUGCUAGUACUACCACCACCACGAGCCCUUUUAAUUCUACCGCAGACCCUGCUACUACUACCACCAAAACGAGUGCACCUACUUCUACUGCAGACUCUGCUACUACUAUCACUGCCACGAGCCCUCCUACUUCUACCGCAGACCCUUCUACUACUACCACCAAAACGAGUACACCUACUUCUACCACAGACUCUGCUACUACUACCACCACCACGAGCCCUCCUACUUCUACUGCAGAUCCUGCUACUCCUGCCACCACCAUGAGCCCUCCUACUUCUACUGCAGACCCUGCCACUCCUACCACCAAAACGAGUACACCUACUCCCUCCACAAAUAUC
This is a messenger RNA of Physeter macrocephalus (sperm whale), 1395 nucleotides long. RefSeq names its product mucin-2-like. The record is from RefSeq and is a predicted model, not a curated record. The transcript has a single exon. The annotation marks the transcript as partial. NCBI's taxonomy places the organism in Eukaryota, Metazoa, Chordata, Mammalia, Artiodactyla, Physeteridae.